GAAGGUGGUUCUGACCGAAAAACACCGACCACAAAAACCAGCGGACGGGAAAAGUUUUCCGUGGUCCGCUUGGGAGCCGCUAACUCUCCGAACUCCUCCGAACUCAACCACCGAAGUCUGAGACUGACGCGGAACUUUUCCACUUCCGGGAAAAGUGUCGGAUUCUAAAAGUUUGAGUCGUAGUUCGGGCUGAACUUGGUGAAAAUGGAGAGUCCAGCUGAGUGAGAGAGAGUGGGGUGAGGAGGCAGGCUUUGGCACGGCACGGCUCGGCUCAUGCUAACAGGCUAACACUGUUAGCUUACACUGCCCUCCGCUAACAGCGACUAAUAAUGAGAGCCUCCCUCCGCCGUUCUCUGGGCUGGGAUUCUCCAAAGGAGCCGCUUUAUCUGUGGCAAGACUGCUGCUGACAUUGCAGCUUUUCCCGAUGGAUCGAAGCUUAGUUGAUGAUCUUAUUUUCUGUGGAAGUUCAGCGUAAAUCUGAAACAUAACUUUGCAUUUCUUCUAAAGGCAACUGCACUGAAGCUUGUUUUAAAGAGAAUGGAUGCCCCCAGGCUCCGAGCCCCCCCCCCACACCCCCCUUUCCCCUGAUCAAUCUGUUUUUGUGCCCGGAGCAUCUACACUAACUCAUGCAAUUUUCCUGCAGACAUUCAGCGUAUUACAGCAUGUAGGAUGGGACUGUGCUGUGUGCUUCAGGCCCACUGAGGCUCCACUGGCUUUGGAAAACAGGCCUAUCCGUUUACUCUGCUAAAGGACCAUCACCAAUAAUACACUAUUCACUGGUUAAGUCCGCUGUCAAAGUGCCGGCCGAGACGCAUUCAUGAACGCAUGGACUUCCUGGGCCGGGCUUCAGUGGACGUACGGGCCGUUGUUCAUGACCUUUGGAGUGGCUGUAAUCAGCUUUAUUCAUGAACCCUCUGUCUGAGGCCGAGUACAGCGUGGAGGCCGGACGCCCUGACUGUGUCCGAUCAGCUGUUGAUGCGGUGAUGAGGCAGGGCUCCUGGGGGCCUCACAGGCUGGCUGGGCACAGGCCCAAGGUGAUGUGAUGGGGUGCAGGAACAGUAAGGUCCUCCCUGAGCCUCCAGGGGAUGUGCAGUUGGACCUGGUCAAAAAGGUUGACCCUCUCCAACCUCCUCAGACAGAUAUCUAUAAGCACUUCAUACGAGGGGAUGACACUGGAAGCAAGAUGGGUGGGGCUGGUGGGGGAGGAGUUAACAAGACAGGCUCCACCUCACCCUAUCAGGCCCAGGCACAAGCUGCCACUCCCACAGCUUCUGCCCCGCCCCCCAAAGAGCCCUCCGAACUGUCGGACCCUCAGCGGAAGAAGGUGGCGAAGUAUCGAGCCAAGUUUGACCCGCGGGUCACAGCCAAGUACGACGUCAAAGCUCUGAUCGGACGGGGGAGUUUUAGCCGAGUUGUUCGCGUGGAACACAAAAGCACACGGCAGCCGUACGCUAUCAAGAUGAUAGAGACUCGAUACCGGGAGGGACGGGAGGUGUGCGAGUCGGAGUUGUGCGUUUUGCGUCGUGUUCGUCAUACCAAUAUAAUCCAGCUGAUGGAGGUGUUCGAGACGGCAGAACGCGUCUACAUGGUGAUGGAGCUGGCCACCGGUGGCGAGCUCUUCGACCGCAUCAUCGCUCGCGGUUCUUUUACGGAACGGGACGCCACACGGGUCCUACAGAUGGUCCUGGACGGCGUCAAGUACCUGCACACAUUGGGUAUUACUCACCGAGACCUAAAGCCCGAGAACCUGCUCUACUACCAUCCCGGAGCCGAUUCCAAGAUCAUCAUCACCGACUUCGGUUUGGCCAGCAGCAGGAAAAAGGGGGACGAGUGUCUGAUGAAGACCACCUGCGGAACACCCGAGUACAUCGCCCCCGAGAUCCUGGUGAGGAAGCCCUAUACGAACGCUGUGGACAUGUGGGCGCUGGGAGUGAUAUCGUACAUCCUGCUGAGCGGAACCAUGCCCUUCGAAGACGACAAUCGCAUGAGGCUGUACCGGCAGAUCCUCAAAGGGAAGUACAGCUUCUCUGGAGAGCCGUGGCCCAACGUAUCCAACCUGGCCAAAGACUUCGUGGAGCGCAUCCUGACGGUGGAUCCCAGCGAGCGCCUGACGGCCGGCCAGGCGCUCAAACACCCCUGGAUCGUCAGCAUGGCGGCGUCUUCGUCCAUGAAGAACCUGCAGCGCUGCAUCUCCCAGAACCUCCUGAAGAGGGCGUCGUCGCGCUGCCACAGCACCAAGUCGGCCCAGUCCACGCGCUCCAGCCGCUCCACCAAGUCCAACAAAGCCCGACGGGUCCGCGAGAAGGAGCUGCGCGAGCUUAACCGCCGCUACCAGCAGCAGUACAACGGCUAAGCGGGCGGAGACCGCAGCGGAGCGUUUGGGUUUGAACUGGAACGGCUCUGAACCACAGCUGCCACACCCACUGCUGCGGCCCAAACAGCGGGACCGGCAGUUCAGGAAGUUCUGGAUCAUCAGCUUUAAAAUAGGACGGCAGUGAGCGGACUGAACCCACAGCCAUCAGAGGAACCUGCUGCAAACUGUGACCCAACCACGGAGUCACAAACAACCGCUGUCCCAUUGGACACUGUGUCAAACAUAGGGCCUGCGGACCCUGAACCGGCCCGCCAAAGGGUCCGGUCCGGCCCGUGGGAUGAAUUUGUGAAACGCAAAAAUGACACUGAAGAUGUUAACAACCACUUUAGUUCAGG
Messenger RNA from Sphaeramia orbicularis (orbiculate cardinalfish), 2709 nucleotides. RefSeq names its product protein serine kinase H1 (gene pskh1). Gene Ontology annotation, molecular function: ATP binding; protein kinase activity. The transcript is spliced from 4 exons. Lineage: Eukaryota; Metazoa; Chordata; Actinopteri; Kurtiformes; Apogonidae. The coding region runs from base 1043 to 2353 and encodes 436 amino acids. Gene Ontology annotation, biological process: protein phosphorylation. The record is from RefSeq and is a predicted model, not a curated record.